AUGUCGGACCAUCCUGAGCCCUUGUCCAAGCGCGUCCACAAUUCGCUGAGCUAUCGCACCCUCGUACCUCCAGAAUUGCUGCCCGAACCGGGCCCUGAGGAUUUCGCCCCAUUUUUUGAGGUAGACCAGCAAGAAUACUACGACAGCAUCGUUGUGAUGCCAUCGCAGCGCACGCUACGUUUGAAACGGUUUUUGAGACGCUACAGACUGCCAGACGAAUACUACGAGUCUGGGUCUGCGUAUUCCGCAGAGGACCAAGACCAUGACGAUGAGAUCGAGUAUGAAGAUGACUCGGACUGCGAGGAUGAACUUGACGAGGACGAGGACGAACUUGAAGGCGACUCUGAGGAGGACGACGGCCACGAUGCAGAUGAAGAACUGCAAGAAGAUGGCAACUCCGAUGAGGCCACAGACGGCGUGGACGUGGCGACAACGGCGGCAACAACGACGGAGGCCACCGCCGUAACUCGACGCGUCAAGCCGUCGGAUAACACUGACAUAGACUGGUCGACAGACAGUGGGUCUGAGUCAGAAGAGGACGACGAAGACGAGAUCAUUUGCACGGGCCACAAGCGUCCACAUGCAGACGUCGAAUGGGAGCGCGAGCCCGUUAUCCCCGACUUUGAUGACUUCGACGUAGAGAAGCCCUCCGUUGAAUCACCAGUCGCGCCGGUUGCAUUGACGUCGCGAACGUAUCCACGUGACAUACGCGACAAGGGCGCGGCGAGGCCACGUUCGAGUCCGCGACCCACAACAGGAUCGCCUUCUACGUCUCGGCGAUCCCCGCCCUCCCAAGAUACUAGAUUUGCCUCUCCGCCGCCCUCUUCGCUUGUCCGAUUCCGAUCCCCUUCAGCGAGCUACGGCAAGACCAAACCUAGUACUCAUAGCGCUGCCCAUGUACCAACCGACGUUGUGGCUUCGAUGGUAUCGGACCACAGAGAGAACUCGCCUGUUGACCAUCCGGCUCAGACGGGGCCCCAAGCACCGAAGGUGGCAGAUCGGGCCGCUGCAAAGGUUGUUGAUCCCGCCGCACGUCUGAGUACUGGACUUGAGCACUCUGGGGAAAACGCAAUGCCGGCUUCCGUGCCCGUGAAGAAGCGGAAGGGGAAAACGUUAGAAGCACCGGCGCCGUCAAAGCGACCGCGGAGGGGAGCGGCCUCCAAGUUCGUGUCUCCGUCCGACAGCGAAGAAGAGGCCACCCAAGUGGAAAUGAAGCUCGAAGCUGCGGACGAGGACUACGUCCCUAAGGCCAGCUCGACAUCAGCUCGGCGUCCGCGCAAGCGUCGUUUGUCUCCGGAUGUCGGCGACCAGAAGGAGGAGAUUCCCCGGGCCUCAAAGCGUCGACGCGUGCAGGUGGCAGACGACACAGGCUCUCCAGCAUUGUCGAUGCACUGCAAGUGGGCUGGUUGCAAUGAGUCCUUUGCUCGUCGGGACCUUCCGCAGCAUGUGAAGUCUGCCCACGUCGUCGUGCCCCCGGACUACCAGGGUAAGCCAGGACGGUACGACGUCGUCUGCCUCUGGGAAGACUGUCCGGACAGAAUGGACGGAGCCGCGACUCACACCGUGCGGAUGGAGAACCUCAAGAAGCACAUCCACAGCGCGAUGGGCACCCGCUAUCUCUGUCCCGCCGAGAACUGCGACAAGUCGUUCUCCCGUGUGUGGCGCCUCAACGACCACAUCCGGAGCCAUCAUCCUGGCCGGGAACAUGUCACGUCGGAACAAGCUCUGCAAACAGACUAGUUGUGGUAUCACCCGAUGUGGAUUGUAGCGCACUGUAGCGCACAAGGUCUCAGGAACUGCUGUACUUGCGGGGAGACCUGCGUCGUACGACGCCCGUACUCUGAUGGACUCCUUUGUUAGCCGAUAUGUACUUAUUUUUACUGCGUACAGCCUAUGCCUAUGAAUAUUAUGCAAGUGACAAAGGAAAGAAAGAAACACGAAUGCUAGCAGUGUAUCGUAAGCAACGGCAGGGACAGCCGCAAACGGGGCAGCCGCAAA
Fomitopsis serialis is the source of this 1998-nucleotide messenger RNA. RefSeq lists its product as uncharacterized. NCBI's taxonomy places the organism in Eukaryota, Fungi, Basidiomycota, Agaricomycetes, Polyporales, Fomitopsidaceae. The record is from RefSeq and is a predicted model, not a curated record. Bases 1 to 1740 code for a protein of 579 amino acids. The transcript has 8 exons.